AUUUGCGCGCUGUAGAUCAGAUCGACACUGCGUGUUGCGAUGAGAGGGUUUACACUGAACAAUGUUUGCCAGUGUGGUCUAUUCACUUAUCUUGUCUUAUUUUCCUUCAUUUCUCUUUCUGCUGCAGUCAGUUUCGAUUUGACUGAGCUUAGGAAUAAAGUUGCAAAAAUUAAAGUGAAUCCAAGAGGAAAUCUUUGGGCUACAGGACACUUUAUGGGGAAGAAGAGUGUGAUGGACACCCCCUUGCUACCUCCUGCUGAUGAGCAGGGCGUUGAUGAGCUGGAAGUUGCCUUGGCUCCGGAGCAGAACGGUCUUGGAGACCUUUUCCAAGAGGUUUUGCGAGUGGCAUUGCAAGCCCAAGUGGACACGCAAGAGAGCCGCUCGAAAAAUCAGGAGGCGGGAUUGUUGAUGAAGAUUUUAGAAAGAUACAUCCAAAACAGCAGAAAGUGAUGCACAAGAAAAUGUCUCUUACCAUGAAAGCCUGCACGCAUGAACACUCAGAGGUCACCCGGCCUCAAAAUAAGAAAUAAACUCGUUAUUGUCAUCAGUCUCCUGCUUUAUCAUGAUUGUAAUUUUAGGGCCUAACUACCAUGUUUACAAAUCAUAUGCCAUUUGCAAUACCUGUCACUUGG
Molecule: messenger RNA, 632 nt
Organism: Myripristis murdjan (pinecone soldierfish)
Lineage: Eukaryota; Metazoa; Chordata; Actinopteri; Holocentriformes; Holocentridae
Gene: nmbb
Product: neuromedin Bb
Exons: 3
Coding region: 40-450 (136 amino acids)
Biological process (GO): positive regulation of hormone secretion; neuropeptide signaling pathway
Cellular component (GO): neuron projection
Molecular function (GO): neuromedin B receptor binding; neuropeptide hormone activity
Source: RefSeq, a predicted model, not a curated record